Messenger RNA from Solea solea (common sole), 3203 nucleotides. It is a transcript of the gene plk4, whose product is annotated as polo-like kinase 4 (Drosophila). The transcript has 15 exons. Gene Ontology annotation, biological process: protein phosphorylation. The record is from RefSeq and is a predicted model, not a curated record. Bases 156 to 2894 code for a protein of 912 amino acids. Gene Ontology annotation, molecular function: protein kinase activity; protein binding; ATP binding. NCBI's taxonomy places the organism in Eukaryota, Metazoa, Chordata, Actinopteri, Pleuronectiformes, Soleidae.
GGCGGAUAUUUUCAAAAUGGAAGAAAUGGCAAAGUUUUGGAGGGGAACGCAACAAAAACAAUCCUUCGCCCUCUGAGGGCUCCCGCACCGACCACUGCGGGUCGAGGAGCAGUAUUACACUCCCGCAUGAAUCUGCGCGCAGAAAAACAGACACCAUGAGUGUUUCUAUCGGAGAUAAAAUCGAGGACUUUAAGGUCCUCACACUCCUUGGCAAAGGCUCCUUUGCAUGUGUUUAUCGUGCGAAAUCAGUGAAAACUGGUUUGGAGGUUGCGAUCAAAACGAUUGACAAGAAAGCAAUGCACAAAGCUGGCAUGGUCCAGCGAGUGACAAACGAGGUGGAGAUUCACUGCCGAUUGAAACAUCCCUCAAUUCUCGAGCUGUACAACUACUUUGAGGACAGCAACUAUGUGUACUUGGUGUUGGAGAUGUGCCACAUCGGAGAGAUGACUCGGUACCUCAAAGAGCGGAAGAUAUCGUUCUCUGAGGAUGAAGCGAGACAUUUCAUGCAUCAGAUAGUGAAAGGAAUGCUGUAUCUACAUACUCACGGCAUCCUGCACCGAGAUCUGACCUUGUCCAACCUUUUGCUGACCAGCAACAUGAACAUUAAGAUCGGCGACUUUGGCUUGGCGACGCAGCUCAAACUCCCGAAUGAAAAGCACUUCACCAUGUGUGGAACGCCCAACUACAUCUCCCCAGAGGUGGCCACUCGCAGCGCUCAUGGCCUGGAAUCGGAUGUGUGGUCCCUGGGGUGCAUGUUCUACGCCUUCCUGAUGGGGCGCCCUCCAUUUGACACGGACACAGUCAAGCACACCCUGUCCAAAGUGGUUCUUGGGGAAUAUGAGAUGCCGACUCAUGUCUCUUUAGAGGCUCAGGACCUGAUCCAUCAGCUGCUUCAGAGGGACCCCGCCCACAGGCCCAGUCUUUCCGCAGUGCUCGACCACCCGUUCAUGACCCAGAGCCUGCUGGUCAGGACCAAGGACCUGGUGUUGGCGGACGACGGAUCCAUGGACAGUGGCAUCGCCACCAUCUCCACAGCGUGUACGUCCUCCACUUCAGCCAGCAGCGGCAGCCGCCUCCAGAGGAGAGCCAGGCACGUGAUUGGCCCCGCCCUCCCUAAUCGCAUGACGCCCAUCCCAGGUCUUCAACGCCAGCCUGCCAGUGCCUGUUAUGAGGAUGGAGAUCAGUGGCAAAUGCAAGACAGGUUUCACAGAGAGGGUAGGAGCCGGGCAGCUCAUGGCGGAGAGACCGCGCAGCCCAAUUCCCGAUACCUGAGGAGAGCUCACUCUUCAGAACGCUCUGGUUCCUGUGCGUUGGGACACGGGUCGGGUCACGAGCUGGGCAGGUGUCACUCAGAAGACGCACUGACUGGUGUAGGAAGACCAGUCUUCUCCAUGCCCUCCACUCAACACCCGUUUUCAGAACAUGGAAGGCUCCCGUCUCCUCCUGUCAAACAGUCAGUGUUUGAUUCUGGGUAUUCAAACCUCCAAUUUCAAAACCUGGAGGGAGUCACUAACUGGCUGAAUAAUGACGGGUCAGGACACAGAGCAGCAGACAGUAGCACACACAGCAGCUGUAGCAGCAGCAGAGGACCUUUAGGGGUCCACAACUCCUGGACGGAGAAGCCCGCGGGCCGCGGCGUGCCACAACACAACCAGCACCACCAGUUUCCCUCCAACGCCGACUCGUACAGGGAGAACAAAGCCGGAGCGGAUUUCCAGCCUCCUCACGGCAGAGAGUUCAAGCUUCCCUCAGGCACCGAAAAGGAGAAGAAAAGCCUGAAAGACGUGAUUCCACCUCUGUGUGCAACCAGACUGAAGUCAAUUAGACAAAAGACCAAAAACGCCGUUGUGAGCAUCUUGGACACAGGCGAGGUUUGCAUGGAGUUGUUAAAAUGCAUCAGUGGCCAAGAGAGAGUCAAAGAAGUGCUUCGGAUUUCAUGUGAUGGUUCAUUGGUGACGAUAUAUCAGCCUAACAAUGGAAAGGGUUUCCCCGUCCUGGACUGUCCUCCUGCUCCUCCAGAGGACAUUCUCAUUUGCAGCUAUGAGGAUCUUCCAGAAAAAUACUGGAAGAAAUACCAAUAUGCCUCCAAGUUUGUGCAGCUCGUGAAGUCCAAGACUCCAAAAGUGACCCUUUACACCAAGUAUGCCAAGGUCAUGCUCAUGGAGAACUCUCCCAACGCAGACCUGGAGGUUUGCUUUUAUGACGGAGCAAAGACCCACAAGACGUCGGAGCUGGUGCGAGUGGUGGAGAAGAGCGGGAAGUCGUACACGGUGAAAGGGGAGGCGGGGCUCAGCGGCCUGAGCCCGGAGAGCCGGCAGUACGUGGAGCUGUCUGAUGAGGGCCACAGCAUGUGUCUGUCACUAGAGGUCGCCAUCGCAGCAGAGGAGCAGCGGAGCACCAAGAACGUCCCAUUCUUCCCCAUCACCAUUGGCAGGCGACCCACAAACCCCGACUCCCCGUGCUUGUCGUCCCUGCCGCCGCACCCAGCGACUGCUGAUGCGGCUUCACCUCCUCGUCCUCCACAGAUCACUCCUUCAAUGAUCUCCUACGAUGGCUCCGAUUUCACCACCGCCAGUUUGAGUAAGAAAAGUUCCCCGCUACGACAGGACCUGGUACAAAGCGCGGGGAAAGUGGUGAAGUCGAUAUUUGUGCCCAACGUCGGAUGGGCGUCACAGCUAACCAGCGGGGAGGUGUGGGUGCAGUUCAACGACGGCUCUCAGCUGGUGGUCCAGGCGGGGGUUUCGUGCAUCACCUACACAUCUCCUGAGGGAAGAAUCACCAGGUAUAAAGAGAAUGAGAAGUUGCCGGAGCAUGUGAAGGAGAAGCUCCACUGUCUCUCGACCAUCCUCGGACUGUUGGCGAACCCGACAGCGCAUCACAGACAACUUCGCUAACAUUGUGUGGACAUUUAAAGAAAAAAAAAAAAAUCCCAGCAGAGAACUGAAAAUAGCAUUAGAAACUGUCGUCUUUUGUCUGGCGUCCUUGUAAAUAUCUGCAUGUCUUUUUCUUUUUUUUUACUUGUACAGAAGACUAUGAAGAUUAUGAAUAUAUAUUUUUAUUUUAAUAAGAAACCAUUUUGUAUACAAUCAAUUGGCCUACUUGAAAAUGUUUAUGUGCGUCUGUGUUUUUUGGUGACUCCACUUCUAUGAAAUGUCUCAUUCAUGAAUGCUCAAGCAAUAAACCUCUAGUGGCUGGGUGAAGAA